UGCUCAAGGAGCGCGGCCCGCGCUGGCGGCAGCUCGGGGGGGGCGCUGCUGGGGGCGGGGCUGGCGCUGCUCACCUGCGGCCCCCACGCGCUGCACUCGCUGGGCACCACGCUGGGCACCUGGGCCCUGCUCGCCUGCCUGCCCCGGCGCUGCGGGGGCGCCGCCCUGCUCUGGGUGUUCGGCUACCUGCUGUUCUUCCGCACCGCCCGCCUCUGGGGGCUGCCCGAGCCCCCUCCCCACGCCAACGCCCUGCAGCUGCUCGUCACCCUCAAGAUGGCCAGCCUGGCCAGCGACACGCAGGAGCUGCGGGAGGCGGAGCUGAAGGGGGUGACGUCAGAGGAGACGCGGCUGCUGAUUGGCUCGCUGCGGCGCGUGCCCAGCCUGAUUGACAUCCUGUGCUACAGCUACUGCUACCUGGGGCUGCUGACAGGUCCGUUCUACCGCCUGGGCACGCACCUGGACUGGGUGUGGGGCCCGCCCGGCCCCCCGGCGCUGCGGCGGCUGCUGCGCCACCUGCGCUGGGCGCCCGUGCUGGCCGUGCUGGGGGUGCAGGUGGGCCGGGCGUGGCCGGCGGGCGCCGCGCUGAGCCCCGACUUCGCGGCGCGGCCGUGGGCGGCGCGGCUGGCGCUGAUGGUGCCCGUGUUCCUGGCGCUGCGCCUGCGCCUCUACGUGGGCUGGCUCUGCGCCGAGGCCGGCUGCGUGGCCGCGGGGCUGGGCGCGUACCCCAAAACCGCCAGGGCGAAACCGGGACAGGGACCCACGGUGCUGUGGGAGCGCCCCAAAACGAGCGCCGAGCUCCCCGAGGAUCAGUGGGAUUUCGAGGCCAUCCGCACCGUGGACCCCUGGGGCACCGAGGUGGGCCGGCGCUUCCGGGGGGGGCUGCGGCGCUGGAACAUGACGGUGCAGUGGUGGCUGGCGGCCUACGUGCACCGCCGGGGCCCCCGCCAGUACCCCCUGCUCAGGAACGCCUGGACCAUGCUGGCCUCAGCCUACUGGCACGGGCUGCACGGCGGGCAGUACCUGUCCUUCCUGACGGUGCCGCUGUGGCUGGCGGCCGAGGCGGCGGCCGAGGAGGCGCUGCGCCGCCAUUUCGGGGUGCCCCUGGAGCGCCUGGGCGGCUGGAAGGGCUCGGCGCUCAGGGCGGCGCAGUGGUUCCUCAAGAUGAGGGCGUUCGAGUACCUCAGCAUGGGCUUCGUGCUGCGGGAGGCGGCGGCCACGCUGCGCUUCUGGGCCUCGGUGCACUUCUGCCUCCACAUCGUGCCCCUGCUCAUCCUCCUCACGGCGGCGGCGGCGGGACGGGGCGGGAAGGGGCGGCAAGAGCGGCCUGAGGGGAGGGGAAAAGGGCGGGAAGAGGGGAGGGAAAAAGGGCGGGAAGAGCAGCCUGAGGGGAGGAAAAAAGGGCGGGAAGAGGGGCGGGAAAAAGGGCGGGAAGAGCAGCCUGAGGGGAGGGGAAAAGGGCGGGAAGAGGGGCGGAAAAAAGGGCGGGAAGAGCAGCCUGAGGGGAGGAAAAAAGGGCGGGAAGAGGAGCCUGAGGGGAGCGGCGGGGCAGGGGACGCGCAGAAUUGA
Messenger RNA from Passer domesticus (house sparrow), 1566 nucleotides. It is a transcript of the gene MBOAT7, whose product is annotated as membrane bound O-acyltransferase domain containing 7. The record is from RefSeq and is a predicted model, not a curated record. Gene Ontology annotation, biological process: lipid modification; phosphatidylinositol biosynthetic process. The annotation marks the transcript as partial. Gene Ontology annotation, cellular component: mitochondria-associated endoplasmic reticulum membrane contact site; membrane. The transcript is spliced from 8 exons. Gene Ontology annotation, molecular function: lysophospholipid acyltransferase activity. NCBI's taxonomy places the organism in Eukaryota, Metazoa, Chordata, Aves, Passeriformes, Passeridae.